GAUGCUGAUCUCUCGGUAAAUUAAAAGGACGGAACGGCGUCCAAGCAAAAGCAAGCACGAGUGGUUCAAAAUCAACCUUUAGCCGGUGUGAAACUAGGCAGUCUGAAUUUUUUAGUAUAUAAAAACGCACAGCGCCAAAGUAUUUGUUGGGGACUUUUCCUUUCACAAAUAUCUGUCUCUGUCAGAAUGAGGUUUCCUAACAGAAAACUACACACGGCGGUACACGGAGAGCACUCGGAAGCUCGUGCAAACUUUCAAAAUCCUUUCGUGCACGAGCUGAGAUUCACACCCAUGCAGAAACUGAAGAUAGCUGUGAUGACCGUGACACUCUUUCCUGUGCGUCUGCUGUUUGCCGCGUUCAUGAUGUUGUUGGCCUGGCCCUUCGCGUUUGUGGCCACCGUCGGCCGUUCUGAGGAUGCGGUAGAGCCUCUCUCCUGGUGGAGAUGGUUAGUGGAUUUGGUCUUAAAGGCCAUUAUGAGGGCCAUGUGGUUUUCCGGGGGGUUCCAUUGGAUCCGUGUGAAGGGACGGCCAGCUCUGCCCAGCGAAGCGCCCUUCCUCACCAUGGCCCCCCACUCAUCCUACUUUGACGCCAUCCCGGUUACCAUGAUGAUGGCAUCUAUAGUGAUGAAGGCAGAGAGCAAAGACAUUCCAGUCUGGGGCACCCUUAUUAAGUUCAUCCGGCCGAUGUUUGUGUCCCGCUCGGAUCAGGACUCUAGGAAAAAGACCGUUGAGGAGAUCAGACGCAGGGCGUGUUCGGCUGGCGAGUGGCCUCAGAUCAUGAUAUUCCCAGAGGGCACAUGCACCAAUAGAUCCUGUCUCAUCGCGUUUAAGCCUGGUGCGUUCAUCCCUGGAGUUCCCGUACAGCCUGUGGUUUUGCGUUAUCCCAACGAGAUGGAUACCAUCUCAUGGACGUGGCAGGGCCCUGGAGCAUUUGAGAUUUUGUGGCUGACGUUAUGCCAGUUACACAAUUCCAUAGAAAUAGAGUAUCUCCCCACAUACACCCCAUCAGAGGAAGAGAAGAAAGAUCCUGCGUUGUUUGCCAGUAAUGUGAGGCGGAUCAUGGCCAAGGCACUGGGGGUGCCCAUCAUCGACUACUCUUUUGAAGAUUGCCAGCUUGCAAUGGCCAAGGGCCCUCUGCGUUUGCCCCGACACACCUGCUUGCUGGAGUUUGCCAGACUGGUGCGCUGUUUAGGACUGAAGAAAAGGGUCACAGACGAAGUCCUUCAUGAUGAAGCCAUCAGGGCCCGUCAGAUGAGCGGAAAAAGAUUGGACGUGCAGGCCUUUGCCCGGUACCUCAACCAUCCCAUGACAGAGGCGGUCCAGGACAUCUUCUCACUUUUUGAAGAGAAUGGGGUGAUGGACGUGAAAGAGUAUGUCACCGCUCUGUCCGUGGUCUGCAGACCUUUCAGAUAUCUGGACACCAUUAAACUGGCCUUCAUGAUGUUUGAAGCGCAAGAAGAUGGAGCUGUUGUAGAAGAUGAGUUGGCCACAAUUUUAAAAACGGUUCUGGGGGUCGAAGAGUUCGCUGUUGUUGACCUCUUUAGGGCCAUUGAUUGUCAAGACAAAGGAAAGAUCACAUAUGGUGAUUUUUGCGGGUUUAUGAAGAAAUGCCCAGAUUUUGUGGAGCAGUAUCACUGUCUCCAUGACUCAACACCAAGACACUCACCUUCAGAGUCUCGGCCUUCAACUAAUGGCUUCUGUGGUGACUUCAGCCCCAAAGAACUAAACCAUCACAGAACAGAACACAGCAAGAAACAGGACUGAAAGCUUUUACCCUCACAGCCUGUCACUCUCAGUGUGUGUGUGUGUGAGAGAGAUGUGAUGAUGAAUGAUAAGUUGAGUCUAAAUUUGCAUCUGGGAACAUCACAUCUGGGAUUUUCCCAGAGUUCUUUUGAAAAUCUUUCAAUAAUUUAUUUUUUCAUUUCCUCCAAGAGCCUCAGCUUAUCUUCAAAGCAGUUUUUUUUCUGACAGUAACGGAAAGGAAACCUGUUCUUCGAUGUCUUGUUUUUUUUAGAGAGAGAGCUUUUAACAGUUGUCAUAUAUAAAGUGGCAUUCAGUUUAUAACAUGAGCGUGUGAUUUAUAAAUAACAGAUUCUUUGGGUUGUUUAGGCAAACUGAUGCUAACACAGGUGAUGCUUGUGCCAGUACUGUAGAUACUAAUAUUGGUUAAACUUCAUUUCUUGCCGGUUGAAUUGAUCGUUUAUACAGAGGCAACAUGGUGACUUAAAAUAAGUCACAGUAAGUUCUAUAUUUCUCCACCCAUAUAUUUUUGUUGCAUGUUGUAUACCUGCACAUCCUGUUUAACAUCACUGGACAACAAAACUGAUGUUGUCUGUUUACAAUGCUAGUACACAGUAUUUCCCCCAUAUUUUAUUUGACGCAUACCUUCCAUAAGGAAAACAGUAUUUAUUGCUGAUAUAUUGCUAAUUUUAUAUUUAUUGUAUACGCUACUGCUCAAACGUUUAGGGUCACUUGACUGAUCCGAAGGCAUGUCUGAAUGUUUGAAAUUAGCUAUGUGGAGAAAAAUAAUUGUGCCAACGCGUUUUUCAUUAUAAAACAAAAGUUUUAUUUCAAAAGUAUGUUAUUGAAAUUGAAGAUGAACCGGUGGGCACUCCUUCAAUAUUAUUUAAAAAGCAUCCCAAUGUAAGACUUUUAGAAGUUGGCUGAUGAAAUGCCAGGAGAACAUUUCUGCAAAUGCUAGCCAGAGGUUGACUACAAUAAAGGUGAUAUACUGUAUACAGUACUGUUCAAAAGUCUUUGGCACGUUAGGAUUUUCAUGCCCCAAAAAAUGGUUUUGAGCCAGUUAUUUAUAUAUUUCGCAUUUUUAUUUAUUUACGUAUUUUUCUGUAGUGUGUCAGUAGCAAAUAUCAGUUAACAUUUCCAAACUUUUUGUCAUUAUUUGUAAAAAUUCCAGUGUCAUUUAUGAUUGUAGCUGUUGUCAUGCAAAAAUCGCACUGGAUUAUUACAAGUAUUGGCAAAAAGAAAUGUUUGGAAAUGUAAACUGAUAUUUUCUACUGACCGACAUAAAAAAGACGUAAAUAACUGGCAUGAAACCCUUUUUUUGGGGGGGGGGGUUGAGUGCAGGUACAAACAUUAACGUGCCUUUUGCAGUGUAUAACAAUUUAUUUUGUAUGCUUUGUCAAAAUAUAAUUCCAAAAAUUUCUGCAAUAACAUUUAUUGUGUGGUUUUGAUGAGUUUACUAUUACAGGGACAGUUCACACACAAAUUCAAUUCUGUCUCCAUUUGUUCAUCAAGUUGAUCCAAACCUGUAUACAUUUCUUUGAAAAAAAGGAACGAUAUAGGCUAUGGAAGAAUGUUAGCAAUUUUAUUUUCUGGGACAUCAUUCACUAGAAAAAAAUAGUUUUUUUUUUGUUCUGUUAAAAACAGAGAUAUGUUUAAGAUUUUAGCAAACAGUUCUGGGGCACCUUUGACUACCAUUUUAAGUGUUCCUAUGGUGGUCAGUGAUGUCCCAGAACUGAAAAUUGCUAAUAUUGUUCCAAAUAUCUUCUUUUGUGUUUAGCAGAACAACUUGAGGGUGAGUUGAGUAAAUAACAGAAUUUUCAUUUUUGGGUGAACUCUUUAAUUUUAGAAAAUAUAAAGAAUAAGUGACCCUAAACUUUGGAUGGGUAGUGUAUUUAUUUUGAUCUAUUUUAAAUUGUGGAUUGUUAAGAUUUCAUGCAUAGUAAGUUAAUGUUUAUUACACAGCUAUAUAUCCCUGGUCCUUAAUUUACUCAUUACAACAGCCUUGAUCCUUUAACCAGACUUUCUUCAGAUGUUUUUAAUGACCAUUGAAGAAUUGUACACUGAUCACUAGCAGUUUUACAAAAGGAAGAAUAAAGGUAAAGCACACAGCAUUUCUAUAAUAGCCUAAACUUGCCUCUAAAUCUCAGUUUUUACCACCACAAGGCGGCGCAAUAUAACAACAGAAGUAGAGAAAGGGAGCCUGGAUCGUCUUACACAUGCUGUUGGAUCUUUUAACGCAGUUGUUCACAAGAGACUGUCAAAAUAUUGUUUUAAAUAUUAUUAAGAUGUUGCAAUGUGGCUUUUGGAUUUUAUACGAUAGUAUUGACGUUAACUACAGUAGAGUUGUUUUAUAAACUACAAGCUCAAAAGAUGAACAAUUUAAAUGGUAGCACCCUUUAAAUGUAGUAAAUAUAAAUGAACUACACUAUAUAAAUAUGGUAAUUAUGUACGAAUGCAGUGCUGCUACUAUUUCUGUGA
Messenger RNA from Triplophysa rosa, 4221 nucleotides. RefSeq names its product lysophosphatidylcholine acyltransferase 1 (gene lpcat1). The transcript has 14 exons. Lineage: Eukaryota; Metazoa; Chordata; Actinopteri; Cypriniformes; Nemacheilidae. The coding region runs from base 187 to 1764 and encodes 525 amino acids. The record is from RefSeq and is a predicted model, not a curated record. Gene Ontology annotation, molecular function: calcium ion binding.